Molecule: messenger RNA, 1088 nt
Organism: Racocetra persica
Lineage: Eukaryota; Fungi; Glomeromycota; Glomeromycetes; Diversisporales; Gigasporaceae
Source: the annotation of a GenBank genome assembly
UUACGAUUAUGCUUAUUGGAAUUAUAAAUUCUUUUUGUUCUGACCCAAAGCCUAUCAUCAACUAUCUUAAAAAAGAAUACAAAUUUAAGGAUGGAAGAAAAGAAUAUGACAAAUGGAUCGAAGAUCAUAAAAAUAAAGAGAUUAUUGAAUUUUUAAACAUGGCCAAAACAUAUAAAGUUGAAAUCAAGGAUACUGAACUCUUAAACAAAAAAAAACCGUAUAAAUCUGAAAACGAGACUACGGAUUUCUUAAAAAUGGUCAAAAAUAAGUACGACGAGAAUUAUGUGAUAAUAAUCAAAAGGAAUGCUGCAGAUUUAAAGACUGAUGAUGAUGUUAUAGAGAUAAAAACGAACUAUACCGAGAAUUAUGAGCUUACCGAAGAAUUAAAGGAAUAUAGAAAAAGCUCUCUUUUUUUAUUGUUGGCCGUGGAUAAUAAAUUGAAGGAUAAAUACGAAUACUGGAAAAAAAAUAAAAAAAGCAAAGAUUCUGGAAAUAGCCAAAUUUUUGAGUUUAUGGAAGAAAGUGAUAAGUGGUGGGAUAAUGAUAAAAACCAUGAAAUAUUGUCCAUUGCUGACCACACUGUGAAAUCUGAUCUUACUGUGAAUGCUGAUCUCACUGAGCUCACUGAUAAAUCAAAAAAAGAACUUCGUAAUAUAAUGUCCAAGUACACCACGUGUGAUGGUAAAGAGAUAAAGGUAUUGCUACCAAAACGACCAACGAAAAAUGCUUAUUUUAUGUAUCUAGCAGAGUUGACAGCAUCAAGAACAAAUUGUAUGAGCCGUAAAGUUGGAUGUGUAUUAGUUAAAAACGGUUAUAGAGUAAUUGCAACUGGAUAUAAUGGAACACCCACAAAUAUUAAACAUUGUAUUGAAGGUAAUUGUAAAAGUUGUAGUGGUAAAGAUAAAAAUCUUUGUAAAUGUAUACACGCGGAAGAAAAUGCCCCUUAUAAAGAUCUGGAGGAUGUCGAGGGAUUAUUUAAAGAAGCUGAUGAAGCUAAAAAAGAAGCUAAACGUAAAGCCGAAGUUAUUAAAGUUGAAGAUAAUACAUUAGAACGCCUCGAAAAAGAUUCACUACCUCCAAAAAAUUUU